Dromiciops gliroides (monito del monte) is the source of this 721-nucleotide messenger RNA. RefSeq lists its product as uncharacterized. The record is from RefSeq and is a predicted model, not a curated record. Lineage: Eukaryota; Metazoa; Chordata; Mammalia; Microbiotheria; Microbiotheriidae. Bases 261 to 575 code for a protein of 104 amino acids. The transcript has 2 exons.
UGAAAAUCGAAAAAGCAAACUGGCUCAAGUCUCCAGAAAACACUCCCGGCAGAGACAUCAGAAUAUGGGGACACUGCAACUCUGCCUUUAAGGAGAGAGGGAAAAAAAGUUUUAUGUCUGGGUCUGAAAGCUUUCUCAAAGCCACCCAGAAUCAGGUCCUGCCAUUUAGAGUCUGACCAGGAAACGGACCCCAUCCGCUUUCCCUCUCUCCUUUCAUUCCUUCCCAACCCUAAAAAGUUUCUCCCAACUUACUACUCUUCAUGAUGGUCUCUAGUCUCUGCCCCGCUUGUCAUGAUUCCCAUAAAACUUCCAGCAGCAGCAGCAGCAGCAGCAGCAGCAGCAGCAGCAGCAGCAGCAGCAGCAGCAGCAACAGCAGCAGCAGCAGCAGCAGUAGAAACACAGCAGCAGCAGCAGCCUGGGCUAUGACUGCAGCAGCUCCUCGGUUGCAACCUCCUCCUGCUCUUCUACUUUGCCCGAUGGACCUCGAGCAUUACGUCAGUUUCAAGACACCAACACUAUUAAUAUCAAAGGAGCCUUCGCAGAGGAAAGCGCCACCCCAGCCUGAGCUCCCUUAAAGAGACAGUACCGCCGUCCCCGCCGCCGCCGCCGCCGCCGCCGCCGCUGCCGCCUCCUGCAACUCCUCCUCCUGAGCCCAAGGCAGCAUCCGCUGCAGCCGCCAAGGGGGAAAGGACGGCUUUGGAGCAGACAAUUAUUACGAGUU